UGCCGUCAACUUUCCUGUAAAGCUGGGAUUAACAAUAUGUAACCAAAAACAGUACUGAAUAAGCGAAAAGGGAAUCUCAGCCUUUUUUUAAAAAAAAAAUAAUCCAUCACUCAGGCUAUGCACACCCGGGAUUGCGGGGGGUUUGGCUCCAACACGUGUUAUUCAUCUAAGCAAAUGGUAAUGGAGCGGAGCCGUUCCCAUCAAUACCACUUAAAUUUGAUAUAGCUUCAUUUGCUCUCAGAAAUCGUUGGGGAAGAAAGAGAAUAAAUCAAUUUGGUUGGAAUUGAAACAUAAUUAUAUAGGUGCGUAAUACUUAGAAGACAAUAUUUAUCAUUUAUCAUACAUAGAGAAGUGAGAAUAUGUCCUUCCUCUCAAGAGUUCAUUGGGGAGGUUUCGCUUAUAUAUUUUUGAAUAAAAAAACGUAAACAAAAAAUGUUUAUUCCUAAUACAUAUGAUAAAGGUAGGUGCAUUUCUUGAGUAGAGGAAACCUAGGAAGGGAGUCACCAGCAUUCGUACUCUAUCCCUUUCUUUGAACAUUCUUUCUCUCUCUUUCUCAGCUAUCUCUCUAUUACAAAUUCCUAAUUGCUCAAAGUUCUGAUCCCUUUCUUUUAACAACAUCCAACCCCUUUCAUCUCCAAAACAUAAAUAAACCCUCCCACAAUCAGUUCCAUGCAGAAUUAAUGCAUGAGCGCCAAUAUCUUCUCUACUACUAUCAUGGAACAUUUUAACUUUCGCAACAUCUUCUUCUUAUGGAUUUUGUUCGUAACACUCGAAAAAUGCUUAAUCGCGGAGGGUCUUGGAGUGAACUGGGGAUUGCAAGCGACUCAUCCGCUUCCACCAGACAUCGUAGUGAAGCUGUUAAAAGAGAACGGAUUCAACAAAGUGAAGCUGUUCGAAGCUGAUCCAGGAGCGCUAAAGGCACUGGGCAGAUCAGGUGUUCAGGUUAUGGUUGGGAUACCUAAUGAUAUGUUGGCAACAUUGUCAGGCAGUGUUCGUGCUGCCGAACAAUGGGUGCAAAAGAAUGUUUCCUCCUUUAUUUCCAAAAAUGGCGUCGAUAUCAGGUAUGUUGCGGUGGGAAAUGAGCCUUUUCUGAAAGCCUACAAAGACAUGUUCCUUAACACAACACUUCCGGCCAUCGAAAAUGUGCAAGCAGCUCUUAUCAAAGCAGGCCUAGCUCGACAAGUCAAGGUUACUGUUCCAAUUAAUGCUGAUGUGUACCAAACAGACUCUGGAGUUCCCUCAGGUGGCGAUUUCAGAACAGAUAUUCAUGAUCUCAUGAUGAAGAUCGUCAAGUUCCUAAGUGACAAUGGAGGUCCUCUCACCAUUAACAUCUACCCGUUCCUUAGCCUCGACGCGGAUCCCGGUUUCCCAGUUGACUUCGCAUUCUUCUCAGGAACUUCAGCCCCUGUUGUCGAUGGUUCGAUCUCGUACACCAAUGUCUUCGACGCUAAUUAUGACACCCUCGUUUGGGCUCUCGAGAAAAAUGGAUUCGGGUCAUUGCCCAUAAUUGUAGGAGAAAUCGGCUGGCCCACUGACGGCGAUUCCAAUGCCAACAUUGAGUAUGCUAGGAAAUUCAAUCAAGGUCUACUAGACCGAAUUACUCGUGGCAUAGGUACCCCGAAACGUCCCACACCACCGGACAUUUACCUUUUCGGGCUCAUUGAUGAAGACGCCAAGAGCAUCUUACCGGGGAAUUUCGAACGACAUUGGGGCAUCUUUUACUAUGAUGGAGCCAUUAAGUACAAACUUAAUCUAGGUAACAAACGAAGCGUGACAGCAGCAAAAGGUGUUCGAUAUUUGGCUAGGAAAUGGUGUGUGAUGGCGCCUGAUGCUAAUGUUAAGGACCCCAAUUUGGCAGACAGUAUAAACUAUGCUUGUAGCUAUGCAGAUUGCACUAGCCUUGGAUAUGGUUCAUCCUGUGGUGGACUUGAUGCUAAGAGCAAUGCUUCAUAUGCCUUUAAUAUGUACUAUCAAACUAUGAAUCAACAGAAAGGGUCAUGUGAAAGGUUUCACAAUUUGUCAGUCAUAACAACAAUUGAUCCAACUCCUCCACCUUCUAAGUCAGGCAACAGUUCUCACUGUCGAUUUGAGGUCAUGAUUGAUGUGGGAAAGCACGAGUCGAGGGUAAAUCCAGGAACAUCUUCAGCUACAAAGAUCAAACAUUUUUCUCUUGCUUUAUUGGUGCUAGUAUUCAUAUUGGACUAUACCAUGUCUCUGUCUUAGCUUGUGGGGUACUCAUUUGAGAGUUCAUGUACAUAAUACCUAUUGUUCCCUUCUACGCAAUAAUAUACUGAGUUUACGUGA
Messenger RNA from Lycium barbarum (goji berry), 2304 nucleotides. RefSeq names its product glucan endo-1,3-beta-glucosidase 5-like. Gene Ontology annotation, biological process: carbohydrate metabolic process. Gene Ontology annotation, molecular function: hydrolase activity, hydrolyzing O-glycosyl compounds. The transcript is spliced from 2 exons. Lineage: Eukaryota; Viridiplantae; Streptophyta; Magnoliopsida; Solanales; Solanaceae. The record is from RefSeq and is a predicted model, not a curated record. Gene Ontology annotation, cellular component: plasma membrane. Bases 685 to 2223 code for a protein of 512 amino acids.